Messenger RNA from Hippoglossus stenolepis (Pacific halibut), 1318 nucleotides. RefSeq names its product NPHS2 stomatin family member, podocin (gene nphs2). The transcript is spliced from 8 exons. The record is from RefSeq and is a predicted model, not a curated record. Gene Ontology annotation, cellular component: plasma membrane. Bases 87 to 1193 code for a protein of 368 amino acids. NCBI's taxonomy places the organism in Eukaryota, Metazoa, Chordata, Actinopteri, Pleuronectiformes, Pleuronectidae.
UCCAGCCAGAGGAAGCGACUCACAGCUCCGUCUUUUUUACCUUCCUCUGCGCUUCUGUAUUCUUUACUGCUGAGCCUCCAGCCGGCAUGGACAAGUCCUCAAAUGUCCACCUACCCGCUUCCAGAAUGACGUCCAAGGAGGAGAGUGAGAGGGGAGCAGUGGUUCCUCCCAGGAGUCACCGGCAAAGGCCAUCGAAGGCAGGCCGGGCCCCCGAGGGAAGGAAAGAGAAGCCUCGGAAAGAGAAGCCAAAGACAAAUGACGUGAAGGCAGAACAGGAGGUGGAGGUGAAGUUGAAAUCAACUGUGGUGGACAUAGACAGAGUGAGAGAUGAUGAGGUCAAGGAGGAGAACAUGGGGCUCCUGGAGGCAGCAGAGCAGGAAGAUGGUUUGAGGCGCAGGGACCUGGGAGUGUUGGAGUGGCUGCUGAUGGUCCUUGCCUUGUCUCUGGUUCUCCUCUUCCUCCCUCUGUCCAUCUGGUUCUGUUUCAAAGUAGUUAGAGAGCACGAGAGAGCUGUGAUCUUCAGACUGGGUCACCUACUGCGUGAAAGACCCAGAGGCCCAGGUCUUCUUUUCUAUCUCCCUCUCCUUGAUGUUUGUCACAAGGUUGACAUACGACUGAAGAUGCUGAAGGUUCCUCCUCACACGGUGGUGACAAAGGACUUGGUGAGGCUGGAGCUGAGCGCCGUGUGUUAUUACCACAUCGAGAACGUGGCUCGGUGCAGCACGGCCCUGUCCAGUCUGACCACGGUGUUGCAGACUCUGGUCCAGGCAGCGGUCAGAGACGUUCUCGCCCAACACACAUUCAGCCACAUCCUACAGCACAGGAGGAGGAUCGCUCAGCAGAUACAAGCAGCUGUUGACUCUGUCGCCUGUCGCUGGGGCAUCCGAGUGGAGAGAGCAGACAUUGACAGCAUUUCAUUAGAAUUACAGCCCAGUAGUUGCAUCUGGUCUAUUUUGAAGAAAUUGAGACAGGCCAGAGCAAAAGCAGCAGAAGUGGAGGCAGCUGCCUGGGAGGGGUUCAGGGCCUCCUUCCGUCACCUCCAUCCAGCCCUGGUCCUUCCAUUCCCCCCAGAUCUCCUCAGUGUGACCUCUGACCACUCAUCUCUACCUCCUCCUCCUCCUCCUUCUCCUCCUGUGGAGGAAGAAGGGAGAAUGACAGAGGGGGAGCGGGAAACAGACUCACCAAUGAUGUGACAGAUUGUGAAUAAAUACCCUUUUAUUAUUAUUAUUGUUAUCAACAACAACAGAUAAAGUGAUUGUUGAGUUGGAGAAAAUUUGUAACAUUUUCCUUCAAACAACUGAGCUUUAGCACUGAUGAA